Molecule: messenger RNA, 444 nt
Organism: Papilio polytes (common Mormon)
Lineage: Eukaryota; Metazoa; Arthropoda; Insecta; Lepidoptera; Papilionidae
Product: transcriptional regulator ATRX homolog
Exons: 6
Coding region: 1-444 (147 amino acids)
Source: RefSeq, a predicted model, not a curated record
AUGUUUAUAUUUUAUUUUACAGGGGAGGGGAGCCAGAGGAAGGUGCGGAGGAAGCAGCGCCGCAAGCCGCGCAAACUUAACUCACUCGACGUGCCCUCUGAGGACGAUGAUGAGACUGAUGAGGACUUCAAGGAUACAGGCAUGGAAUCCUCAUCUGAAGAUAUAUCAUCAUCAGCUGAGCGAGACUCCAGAUCCUCUGAUUCCCUGCCUAUUGUACGUCCGGGGAGACCUGACAAGAAAGAACGAACAAAGUUAGAAGAAUCGUCACCAGAAAUGAAGAAAAAGAAGAAAGGCGUUUUCGAGGACAGCUCCAGUGAAUCAGCUGAUACUAAGGAGUUAAAAAAGGCGAAGUCGCGUAAGCGUCGCGAGCGUCGCGAGGGUCGCGAGGGUCGCUCGGGUCGCGACUACUUCUCGAGCCAGCGCGAGGAGGAGCUGGACGGCUAG